Prorocentrum cordatum is the source of this 650-nucleotide messenger RNA. The record is from the annotation of a GenBank genome assembly. Lineage: Eukaryota; Dinophyceae; Prorocentrales; Prorocentraceae.
GGCAUCAUCAUCGGGUUCGACAUGCGCCGCAAGAGCGACCUCUUCGCGCGGGACACCGCGCUGGUGGCCGCCGCGCGGGGCAUGAAGGCCAUGUUGCUGCCGGAGCCCCUUCCGACGCCGGUGCUCGCGUGGAGAACAUCACUCGCGUGGGCGCUGCCGCGGGCGUGAUGGUGACCGCGAGCCACAACCCGCCCGCGGACAAUGGGUACAAGGUCUACCUGGGCACCAGCGGGCAGAUCGUGCCGCCGCAGGAUGCGCACAUCGCGGCCGCCAUCGCCAGGCUCGACGCCACGCAGGUGGAGCUGGCGCCCGAGGGGCACCCGCUUGUGCACAGGCUGGGCGCGGAGGCGCUGGAGGCCUACCUGGACUGGGUGCCUUCGGUGCGGCUGCAGCCGAAGCUCAGCCUCUCGGGCGUCACCGUGGCCUACACGGCCAUGCACGGGGUCGGGGCCAAGACGCUGGAGGCGGCGUUCGCCCGAGUGGGCGCGGCGGCUCCAGUGGUGGUCCAGGAGCAGCACGUCCCGGACGGCACGUUCCCGACCGUCUCCUUCCCGAACCCGGAGGAUCGAGCCGGGCGCCAUGGACCUGCUGCUCGAGCGCGCCAAGGGGUGCGGCGCUCACGUGGCAUUGGCGAACGACCCAGAUGCUGA